AUGCUUAUCAACUUUUUUGACUUGAUGCUUUUCAUCUUAUUAUUUUAGUAAGAAAAAUUCAUAUUUUAUAGAUGUGUGUAAAAUUAUUGUAAAUUUUCAACCUUCUUCCCUCUUUUAGGUAAAGGCAACAAUUAAUUUUCUAUCGAUUAAGCCUUAACUUAAGAUAUCAUUUAAGGAUAGACUAAUACUGGGUUUGGAGUUUGGAUGAAUUAUCAACCAUUGACAAAGAUAGGAGGGCUAUGUAAAGACUAAUUUUAUCAUCUUCUAGCUAAUAGAGUCUACUAAGAUUUCAGUAAAUUAAAGGAAUAAAUCAUUAUUGAAGGAGGUCAAUUUAUUUAUUCAAUUGAGUAAAGCAACGAUAAAUUUACAUGGUUGGUGGUUUCAGCUGACAUAGAUUCAAAUAAAUAGAUAAUUAGUAACAAAGUAUUUUACUCUUUUAAUACUUUAAUCGAUACUUUAUCCUUCGAAUUUGAUAUUUUUUUAUAUGAAGGUUAAUGGAUAUUGUUUUAUUGUUAUUUUGACAAUAUCAAAAAAUAAACUCUCAUAGGAUUUUACAAUUCUAAAGAAGCUUUAUCUAUUUAAGUUGUAAAUGAUUUACCAAAGUAUGUAUAAAAAUUAAAACAUAAAGUGGGAAGUGUUUAUUCAUAUAGGAAUUAGGAUGGCAAUUUGAUAUUAUUAAGCCAAUUCAAGGGAUCUCUCACUAGUAUGUUGUCAGCUAAGUCGUAAAAUGUUUUCUUAGAUAUAAACUCAUGCACUUAAAGUUUGUAUGGUUAUAUACCUUGUUAUGGGAGGACUUAUACAGUGGGCGAAAAUAAUCAAAAAAUGGAAGGAAGUUAAUAUCUUAAAAUAUCAACCCAAGAAAUUUAAAGGCCUUAUUAUAUUUUUAAAGGUUGGAUUAUGUUAGCACAAACAACCUAAACCUUUUUGGAGACUACUAUUUUUAGAGUAACAGUGAAUUCAGAUUAUGGCGAUGAUGUUAAGAUAGGAGAUAGAGAUCUACUAUUAAAAUAUUACCAGAGUAAUGUACCUGACGAGAAUGGAUUUGAAAUAUCUACUUAUUCAUACAUGACAAAUGAAGAUGAUCAAAUUAGAUAAUUUGGAGAUGAAUAUUCAGUGUUGUUGAUACAAUGGCAUUAUUUUAUAUAUGAAAUAGGAACAGAAAAUAAUAAUGAAUAACCAGUUUUUUCAAUAUUUUUUCCUUCAAUUACAACUCCUCCAUAUAUUCUUUGGCUCUUUUAUCAACCAAAUGGCGAAUAACAUUCUUUUCUGGGAGUGGUUCAUACUUUAUUUUGUUUGGAUUUUCAUGGCUUCUUGCAUUAGCCAAUUAAUAUGGAUUUUGAUGUUAAAUAAUAUUAACGGAAUUUCCUUUAAAAC
Messenger RNA from Paramecium tetraurelia, 1374 nucleotides. RefSeq lists its product as uncharacterized. Lineage: Eukaryota; Ciliophora; Oligohymenophorea; Peniculida; Parameciidae. The record is from RefSeq and is a predicted model, not a curated record. The transcript has 2 exons. The annotation marks the transcript as partial.